This is a messenger RNA of Grosmannia clavigera kw1407, 1365 nucleotides long. Its product is annotated as NADP-specific glutamate dehydrogenase. Gene Ontology annotation, cellular component: cytosol. The transcript has 4 exons. The record is from RefSeq and is a predicted model, not a curated record. NCBI's taxonomy places the organism in Eukaryota, Fungi, Ascomycota, Sordariomycetes, Ophiostomatales, Ophiostomataceae. Gene Ontology annotation, molecular function: L-glutamate dehydrogenase (NADP+) activity. The coding region runs from base 1 to 1365 and encodes 454 amino acids.
AUGUCCAACGUCCCGAGCGAGCCUGAGUUUGAACAGGCCUACAACGAGCUUGUCAGCACCCUGGAGAACAGCACGCUGUUCCAGAAGAGCCCCGAGUACCGCAUCGCCCUCAAGGUCGCCUCCAUCCCCGAACGCAUCAUCCAGUUCCGUGUCGUGUGGGAGAACGACAAGGGCGAGCUGCAGGUGAACCGUGGCUACCGCGUCCAGUUCAACUCGGCCCUCGGCCCCUACAAGGGCGGCCUGCGCUUCCACCCCAGCGUGAACCUGUCCAUCCUCAAGUUCCUCGGCUUCGAGCAGGUCUUCAAGAAUGCCCUCACCGGCUUGAGCAUGGGUGGUGGCAAGGGUGGUGCCGACUUCGACCCUAAGGGCAAGAGUGACGGCGAGAUCCGCCGCUUCUGUGUGGCUUUUAUGCGCGAGCUGUCCCGCCACAUCGGCGCCGACACCGACGUGCCGGCUGGCGACAUUGGGGUGUCUGGCCGCGAGAUCGGUUGGCUGUUUGGCACCUACCGGGCGGCCCGCAACAAGUUUGAGGGCGUGCUGACCGGCAAGGGCCUCGCCUGGGGCGGCAGCCUGAUCCGCCCCGAAGCCACCGGCUACGGCCUCGUAUACUACGUCGGUCACAUGCUGCAGUACGCCGGCGCGGGUGACUUCAAGGGCAAGCGCGUGGCCGUUUCCGGCUCCGGCAAUGUGGCCCAGUACGCGGUCUUGAAGCUGAUCGAGCUCGGCGCCACGGUUGUCUCGGUGUCCGACUCCAAGGGCGCCAUCGUGGCCAAGGAGGGCAGCUCCGUCACGGCUGCCGAUAUCGCCACCAUUGCCGACCUCAAGGUCGCCCGCAAGGCCCUGACUGAAUUCAGCGUCGAGGACCGCUUCACCUAUCUCGAGGGCGCCCGCCCGUGGGUCCACGUCGGCAAGAUCGACAUCGCCCUUCCGUGUGCGACCCAGAACGAGGUCAGCGGCGAGGAGGCCAAGGCCUUGCUGGCUGCUGGCGCCAAAUUCGUCGCCGAGGGCUCCAACAUGGGCUGCACCCAGGACGCUAUCGACGUCUUCGAGGCCGACCGCAAAGCCAAGAAGACCGCCGCUGUCUGGUACGCGCCCGGCAAGGCCUCCAACUGCGGCGGCGUCGCCGUCAGCGGCCUCGAGAUGGCCCAGAACAGCCAGCGCCUCAGCUGGGCCGAGGAGGAGGUCGACAACAAGCUCAAGGACAUUAUGAAGAACGCGUUCGAGAACGGCCUGAACACGGCCAAAGAGUACGUCGAGGCUGCCGACGGCGAGCUCCCGUCGCUGGUCGCCGGCUCCAACAUUGCCGGCUUCGUCAAGGUCGCUCGUGCUAUGCACGACCAGGGCGACUGGUGGUCCACGCAGUAA